UUCGUCUGUCCGUGGGGAGAGCAUUCAGCGAAGCGUUGUGCCUUUUGACGCCUUUCGCGUUCUCUACUAUUUUGCACUCCAUUCACUGAUUCUCUCCAGUUGAGCGCCAGCGUCACACACGCGCGCAGUGUUGUUUGUGAGCCUGUGUGGAUCAGAUGGUCUGCGACGGAGUGCAGAGUGGUGACUGUUGGUUGGGUGUUGUGUGCAGAGAAGUGACUGUCGAUGGAAAAAGAGAGUCCAUCGCGCGCCAAAUAUAAAUCCCGUUCAAUUUGUCCAAAAGAAAAGAAGAAGAAGAAGAAGAAAAAGUAUCAAACACACAUUUUUAUCGUUCAAGUUCAGUGAGAGAAAAAACGCACAAAUCUUUUGGUGAUCUUUUUAUUGUGAAUGUUGUGUUUGUUGUCUUGUGAUUUUCCACACUUGUGAGAAUGAAUUUCACGAAGUUCAAGGAGAAUUUUCGCUACUCACGCCUUUCGGAUGAAGAUCAGAGGGACGUAAAUGAUGAGAGCGCGGCGGAGUCGCAGGGACUGCUGGAGCGUCCUGUGGCCACCGUGAGGCUUCCAGUGAUUGGCAUGACGUGUCAGUCGUGCGUGAGGAACAUCGAGGGCAACAUUGGGACGAAGGAUGGCGUGUUCGGCAUAAGAGUGUCGCUGGCGGAGAAGUGGGCGGAAGUGGAGUUCAAUCCGUGCACGACAAGUGCCGCAGAUCUCGCCGCCAGCAUUGAGGACAUGGGCUUUGAGUGUCCUUUUCGUGGUGCUGCGCAGACGGCGAAGAUUCACAUUGACGGCAUGACGUGCAACAGUUGCGUGCGCAACAUUCAGACCACUGUGGGUGGGCGUGAGGGCGUGAAGGAGAUGAGAGUGAGUCUGGCGGACAAGGAGGCGUGCGUGACAUUCGAUGCGACACUGUGGACGGCCAAAGACAUCGCCGAGGCCAUCGAGGACAUGGGCUUUGAGGCGCACGUGAAGGAGGAAGAUGAUAACAGUGCGCGCAAUGGUAAGAAAGACAGUCCGCCGGCGCGACGGCCGCUGUCGGAGAGUCUCGUGAUGCUGGGCGGCGGCGCAGAGAGUGGCAAGGAGACGACGUGGAGCAAGUGCUUCCUUCACAUUCAGGGCAUGACGUGCGCCAGCUGUGUGGCGGCGAUUGAGAAGCACUGCCGGCGCAUCUUCGGCGUGGACAGCAUCUUGGUGGCACUGCUGGCCGCCAAGGCGGAGGUGAAGUACAAUGCGCGCCACAUCACGGCCGAGGACAUUGCGCAGUCCAUCAGCGAGCUGGGCUUCCCGGCGGAGAUCAUCGACGAGCCGGGCACGGGCGAGAGUGAGAUUGAGGUGGAGAUCAAGGGCAUGACGUGCGCCAGUUGCGUCAGCAAGAUCGAACAGACGGCACUCAAGUGUCCCGGCGUCACUCAUGCCGCCGUGGCGCUCACCACGCGGCGUGGCAAGUUCCGCUUCAGCAACGAGCAAACUGGGCCGCGCACCAUUUGCGAUGCCAUCAAUGCGCUGGGCUUCGAGGCGACGUUGCUGUCCAACAAGGACAAGAUGGCACACAGUUAUCUGGAGCACAAAGAGGAGAUCCGGAAGUGGCGCAACGCCUUCCUGAUCUCACUGGUGUUCGGCGGACCGUGCAUGGUGGCCAUGAUUUACUUCAUGGUGGAGAUGGAGUAUCACACGCACGAGGAGAUGUGUUGUGUGCUGCCGGGCUUGUCCAUGGAGAAUCUGGUGAUGUUUGUGCUGUCCACGCCGGUGCAAUUCUUCGGCGGUUGGCAUUUCUACGUGCAGGCGUAUCGCGCCGUGCGUCAUGGCUCAACGAACAUGGAUGUGCUGAUCACGAUGGCCACCACCAUCAGCUACAUCUACUCCGUGGCCGUGCUGGCCGCCGCGAUGGCGCUGCAGCAAAUCACGUCGCCACUCACGUUCUUCGACACGCCGCCAAUGCUGCUGAUCUUCAUCUCGCUGGGUCGGUGGUUGGAGCACGUGGCCAAGGGGAAGACGUCGGAGGCGCUGUCGAAGUUGCUGUCACUGAAAGCCACCGAAGCCACUCUGGUGGUCAUCAAUGGGAACUUCGAGGUGUUGAGCGAGAAGGUGAUCUCGGUGGAUUAUGUGCAGCGCGGUGACACGAUUAAAGUCGUGCCGGGCAGCAAAGUGCCCGUGGAUGGCAAAGUGUUGUACGGCAAUUCCACAUGUGACGAGAGUCUAAUCACCGGUGAAUCCAUGCCGGUGCCGAAGAAGAAGGGCAACGUGGUCAUCGGUGGAUCUAUCAAUCAAAACGGCCUACUCUUCAUGACGGCCACGCACACGGGUGAAAAUACAACACUGGCACAGAUUGUGCGUCUUGUGGAGGAGGCGCAGACGUCAAAGGCGCCAAUUCAACAGUUGGCAGACAAGAUUGCCGGCUACUUUGUGCCCUUUGUCAUCGCCGUGUCCACAAUCACGCUGAUCGGCUGGACAAUCAGUGGUUACAUUGACAUUGCGCACUUGCCGAUGACGGAGGCGCAGAAGCGGGGCUUGAAUCGCGAGGAGAUCAUCUUCAGCUACGCCUUCCGCUGCGCCCUCAGCGUGCUGGCCAUCGCGUGUCCGUGCGCUCUGGGCUUGGCCACGCCCACCGCCGUCAUGGUGGCCACGGGCGUCGGUGCGCUGCACGGCGUGCUGGUGAAGGGCGCCGGACCGCUGGAGAAUGCACACAAGGUCAAGACGAUUGUGUUCGACAAGACUGGCACAAUCACGCAUGGCAUGCCGAUGACGUCACGCAUCUGUCUGUUCGUGAGGCCCGGCGUGUGCUCGCUGGCGCGCCUGCUGACCAUCUUGGGCGGCGCCGAGAGCAACAGCGAGCAUCCCAUCGCCACGGCGGUGGUGAAGUUCGUGAAGGAGAUGCUGGAAGUGGAUGUGUUUGGCAAGUGUGCCAACUUCAUGUCCGUGCCCGGCUGUGGCAUCAUGUGCAAGAUCUCCAACAUCGAUGGCACACUCGCCAAGGCGCUGCAGUCUGAGAAGAUUGUGAAUUAUGAGAAUGCUCGACGCAAUGGUGGUGAUUUGGUGCUGAUAAAUGGCGUGGCCAUUGAGGAGAUCAUCCCUGAACUGUCAUCGUCGGAGCGCAAGACCAGAGAAUUGCAGCAAUUGCUGCAGAUCGACAAGAGUGACGAGGAGAUUGAUCAACGAGAGACUUUCGCGACAAUCGCCGAGUAUCGCGUGCUGAUCGGGAACCGCGAGUGGAUGCACCGCAACGCCGUGCACGUGCCGCCGGAGGUGGCGGCGAAGAUGACGGAGGAGGAGUCCAUGGGACACACGGCCGUGCUGUGCGCCGUGAACGAGCAGCUGCUGGCCAUGGUGUCCGUGUCGGACAUGGUGAAGCCCGAGGCGCACUUGGCCGUGUUCACGCUGCGCCGCAUGGGCGUCGACGUGAUCCUGCUGACGGGCGACAACAAGAACACGGCGGCCAGCAUUGCGCGCCAGGUGGGCAUCCACAGGGUGUUCUCGGAGGUGCUGCCGUCGCACAAGGUGGCCAAGAUUCAGCGUCUGCAGGAGAGUGGCGCGCGCGUGGCGAUGGUGGGCGAUGGCGUGAACGACAGUCCGGCACUGGCGCAGGCGGACGUGGGCAUUGCCAUUGCGGCGGGCACAGAUGUGGCGGCGGAGGCGGCGGAUGUCGUGCUGAUGCGCAACGAUCUGCUGGACGUCGUGGCGUGCUUGGAUCUGUCGCGGCGCACCGUGAAGCGCAUCCGGCUGAACUUCCUCUUCGCCAGCAUGUAUAAUUUGCUGGGCAUCCCACUCGCCGCCGGCGUCUUCAGCCCCUUCGGCUUCAUCCUGCAGCCCUGGAUGGCGUCCGCCGCCAUGGCCGCCAGCUCGGUGUCCGUCGUGUGCUCGUCGCUGCUGCUCAAACUGUACAAAAAGCCUUCUUUGGCGUCACUGCGAACGCCUGAAUAUCUUCAGCUGAUCGACGCCGGCGCACAUCUUGAUCCGGACGCCGUGUCAGUUCAUCGUGGCCUCGAGGACAUUCCGCGGCCGGACUUUGGUAGAUCAAAUAGCUCCACUUUGUCCAGCUUCCUUAGAACGCCAGCACGGAUCUUCGGACGUGGCAAGAGUUCUUCUGAGCCGCGACUGCUGGGCGAAGACGACGAGAUGCGCAUCGAAGUGGUGCGCUCGGGCAAGAGCAGAAGCUACAGAGACUGCACGGAGAUGCAGAAGUUGUGAGGAGUGACGAAUGAAUCUUGUGAUAAACUGAGACGACUAAACACAGACUCCUUUCCAGCCUUCUUAUGCCGCAAAGACAGUACUUAGGAUUUUUUUUUUCUAAUCAUUUACUCUCUUGUACAACCAGUGAAAUAAUAAUAAAAAAAAAUCUAUUGAGAGCUUUGAAGAAUGCGUGUUGUGAGACUUUUCUUUUCUUUUCUCGGCAGUUUUCAAAAGGAUCUUGUGAAGAAUCUGAAUGAAGUUUUAGAGAGCUUUGAUUGGACUUUUUUUUCUCUCUCCUUUUCCAACGCUUCAUUAAGCGUUUAACAUCAAUUGUGCUAAAUUUAAAAAUCAAGGAAUGUUAAUAUCGACGGGUGAAUCGAAGACUAUUAAAAGUCGUUUUUUGAAAGUUGACGUAUUAUAUCUGUUUGGAUUGAUCUUAAAAAUAUUCCAUU
Molecule: messenger RNA, 4612 nt
Organism: Phlebotomus argentipes
Lineage: Eukaryota; Metazoa; Arthropoda; Insecta; Diptera; Psychodidae
Gene: ATP7
Product: copper-transporting ATPase 1
Exons: 8
Coding region: 426-4178 (1250 amino acids)
Biological process (GO): monoatomic cation transport; copper ion homeostasis
Cellular component (GO): membrane; trans-Golgi network; perinuclear region of cytoplasm
Molecular function (GO): copper ion binding; ATP binding; ATP hydrolysis activity
Source: RefSeq, a predicted model, not a curated record